Messenger RNA from Toxotes jaculatrix (banded archerfish), 2483 nucleotides. It is a transcript of the gene erlec1, whose product is annotated as endoplasmic reticulum lectin 1. The record is from RefSeq and is a predicted model, not a curated record. Gene Ontology annotation, biological process: retrograde protein transport, ER to cytosol; endoplasmic reticulum unfolded protein response. The transcript has 14 exons. NCBI's taxonomy places the organism in Eukaryota, Metazoa, Chordata, Actinopteri, Toxotidae. Bases 162 to 1616 code for a protein of 484 amino acids. Gene Ontology annotation, cellular component: endoplasmic reticulum lumen.
AUUGACAUCCGUCUUAUCUUACGUCUGUCAAACCGGACUCAGUCGGACUUUGUUGCAGGUCUCAGUUCAUCCCUCUGGCCGGUGUCAGUGCGCGGUGAGGAGGCUGUUGUCUUACAUGAGGAGAAGGCUGAGCUGAGGAGCUCCGCAGCCGGACAGGAGAGAUGAGGGCUGGGCUGCUGUUAGUGUUUGUCGGGGGGCUGCUGGAGGUCGGCAGCGGCGUUUCAGGAAACAGAGGGGGGUAUCCGUCCUUUACAGACGAAAUCCCUUUCAAAAUCACCUGGCCAGACGCUGAGUUCACGCUGCCAACUUCAGGUGCACUUUACAAUGAAGAUGACUUUGUCAUCAUGACAACAACAGAGAAGGAGAAGUACAAAUGCCUCCUGCCCUCUCUGACAGCUGGAGAAGAGGACAAUGAUAAGGAGUACACCGGGCCCAGUCCGGGUGAACUGCUGGAGCCAUUAUUCAAACGAAGCAGCUGCUCCUACAGGAUUGAGUCAUACUGGACGUAUGAAGUUUGCCAUGGAAAGCACAUAAGGCAGUAUCAUGAAGAGAAGGAGACUGGUCAGAAGAUCAGUGUUCAAGAGUACUUCCUGGGGAAUAUGGCACAGAAGAGCCAGCUGACCAAGACAGAUAAAGUUGAAGAGGCAGAAACUGUCAAAUCAACAGCUGAAACAGAAGUGCCCACUAAGAACAUAGAAGGUCAGCUCACUCCCUACUACUCAUUGGAAAUGGGAAAUGGGACUCCCUGCGUCCUCAAACAGAACGAGCCUCGCUCCACGUUGGUGCUAUACGUCUGUCAUCCAGAGGCCAAGCAUGAGAUCCUGUCUGUCGCUGAGGUCACGACCUGCGAAUAUGAGGUGGUGGUGCUGACACCGCUGCUUUGUGCUCAUCCAAAGUACAGGUUUAAGUCGUCCCCGGUGAACGCCAUCUUCUGCCAGGCUUUGGCGGGCUCCCCUAUGAGGCCUCAGCGACUCACUCAGUUGGACAAGGAGCAAGAGGAGCAGCUUAAGCCGCCUUUCAGCACCACCUCCGAGGCCAGAGAGGAGGAGGCGUCACCAGUGAGAGAGGAAGCCUUCACCUCCACUCACAAACCCAUGACUGUUGGAGGGCAGUCUCAGGUCACUGUUGGCACCACUCACAUCUCUCGUUUGACAGACGACCAGCUAAUCAAAGAGUUCCUCAGUGGCUCAUACUGUCUGCAUGGGGGUGUAGGCUGGUGGAAAUAUGAAUUCUGUUACGGAAAGCAUGUCCAUCAGUACCAUGAGGAUAAAGAGCAAGGGAAGAACAUUGUGGUGGUGGGGAGCUGGAACGCAGAGGAGCACACUGAGUGGGCCAAGAAGAACGUCGCCAGAUCCUACCAGCUCAAAGACGACGGAGUGCAGAAAGUCAAGUUGGUUUCCCACUUUUACGGCCAUGGGGAUGUUUGUGAUCUGACAGGGAAGCCCAGACAGGUCAUUGUCAAGCUCAAAUGUAAGGAAUCUGAGUCUCCCCAUGCUGUCACUGUCUAUAUGCUGGAGCCUCAGACUUGUCAGUACAUACUUGGGGUUGAGUCUCCAGUCAUAUGCAGGAUUCUCGACACUGCUGAUGAACAUGGACUUCUGUCACUCUCCAGCUAAACUGACAAAGAUCAUGUGACAGACAGCAGCGGCGCAUGAAGGACAGACAAAGAGAGGUGCACUUCAACUAAGAGGACGCUUACGAGAAAACUGAGGCCUGUUAGGUGGAGGAAGAGAGACGCCCAUGACACUGUGCUAGAAGCCAAAAUCAAGCUUAAACAGAAGUGAAACUUGAUCCUGAGGCUGGACUUCAUGUAGCCCAGGAGCACAGCCCCAGCCCAUGCUCUGAUGUGUGCAAUGGACAAUGUUACAUUACAGCCUAAUCCAGAAGGCAAGCUCCGACUUUGUGACAACACAGUGAAAUGUGUCUGAUGCCUCGCUCUUGAAGGCAGUGGAUUUAUUGCCUGUACUUCAUAUCUAUGCUUCACUUUGUGUUGAUUAAUUGCAAGUAAAUGAGUGACGAAUCAGGGGAUUCGUAGUUAUCAGGGGAAUCAACAACAUUCAUGGUGGUUUUAUUGUCUUUAAGGUCUGUAUUUGUGUGUGUGUGGGGGGGGGGGGGGUAUGAAGUGAUUAGCUGUUUGACUGUGGAACUUUGUACGAGUAGAUAUGAGAAAAAGCAAAUCUGAAAAUGUUUUUGCUGCAGUGUGAAUGUGUGCUGUGUUAAUUUACAGGAUGAAUGAGUGUAACUUAUGCUUUAGGAGAUGCUGUGGAAUAGCAGCGAAAGCGAGCGGCUGAUUAAAAUUUCAUUUGAGUUUGUAGGAUGUACAGAAUGUCUGUGGGUUCCUGUAAGAGGUAUUCUGUGGUUAAAUGAAAAUGCACACUGGGAUCCUGAUCACUGCUGUAUCACAGAGAUAAAAAAACAACAACAACAACAACAACAAAACCAAUGCAUUUGAAGGAAAGAAUAAAACUAAAAUAUGAAACCUC